CCGUGCCAUGACAUGCACACGCCGGCUCCCUCUGCCGAUCUAGGUGAAGAGGGAGGGGUAUAUCUCUUUAAGAACUGGAGAGAAGGCAUUGCUGCGCGCCGAUUCCUCGACCGCCGGAGGCACGUGUGCGCUCCCCCUUCCAGAGUACGCGAGGGGGAGGGGUCGUCCCCACCUUCUCAAGGGAAAGGGACACGCUGGGAGGGGGGAUGCUAGAUCAGACAAAGCCGCCGAAGGCACACGCGCGCUGCCUCGUGCGAGAUGCUCGAUGGAUGGGGGCGGGGUCUCGCCCCACAUCACCCCAGGUGAGAGCGAUAUGCGGAGGCACUCAGAAAGGACGCGGGAGGGGAGCGAGAUUAUCGAUUUUGGAACGAAGUUUCGCCGACCUUGAGCCGCCGGAGGCAUGCGCGGGGUCCCUCGGUGAAGGAUGCGACGAGGGCAGGGUGCCCUCCCUCCCCCUCCGCCGUUACGAACAGACUAAUUCCACUUUACGCGACCAUCGGCCAACCUUUUGGCGAGGUCGAGCCGCCGGAGGCGCGCGCGCACCCCCGGUGAAGGCCGCGAAGACGGUGGGGGCCCUCCACUUUCUUUCCGACUUGAGUCAGGUUGGGGGACCUUGACCCCUUGUAUGAUGUCCUUCUGCUGAGCCUGAGUCGCCGGAGGCGUGCGGGACAGCCCUCGAGGGGGGGUGCGACGAGGGUGGGGGAUCUCUACAUCCGCCCUCUCUUAACAUAAGGCCCCCCUUCGCAAUUUCUUGAGUGACUUCAGGCGUGUUCGAGGAACCGGACGCGAGCGCGUGCCCCUUCGUUGAGGAGUG
Molecule: messenger RNA, 814 nt
Organism: Schizophyllum commune H4-8
Lineage: Eukaryota; Fungi; Basidiomycota; Agaricomycetes; Agaricales; Schizophyllaceae
Exons: 4
Coding region: 207-617 (136 amino acids)
Source: RefSeq, a predicted model, not a curated record